This is a messenger RNA of Nilaparvata lugens (brown planthopper), 801 nucleotides long. Its product is annotated as armadillo repeat-containing protein 2. The transcript has 5 exons. Lineage: Eukaryota; Metazoa; Arthropoda; Insecta; Hemiptera; Delphacidae. The annotation marks the transcript as partial. The record is from RefSeq and is a predicted model, not a curated record. Gene Ontology annotation, biological process: cilium organization.
UUACGGGUCACUGGUCAGAACUUGUCUGCGAUAUGCAAAAUAGUAUUCAAAGUCUCCCGCAGUGAUAAACAUGACGAUUACUUCUUGGAGAAUAACAUACUUGCACUGUUUGUUGAGUCGCUGGGACGUGCCAGUCCCCUGGAGGAUGCUGAGGCAUGCAUCUAUGGCUAUGGAGCUCUCAAAUUCCUCACAAUGAAUUCGGCACUAUCGGCUGCCUUACUUCAGCUGGGUCUUCUCCAGCUCAUCGUGUUGCAUAUGAAGAUAGUCAAUAAUUCGCGUCUAGAACUUUCGCCGAUAGCCGAGCCGACGAGCCACGCACUGUUCCAACUGACUGGAGCGCUGCGUAACUUGGCCAGCGACUCUACGCAGUACGCAGCCCUACUGCAGACGGGAGCUAUUACGCAGCUGUGUAGAUCGCUGCAGCUAUUCAGUGCCGACCUGGAUCUUGUCUGCAACAUAUCUAGGACACUCAGUAUAAUUUCAACAAACGACGGAUGCUGUAAGGAGAUUGUUGACUGUGAAGACGGUUUCAAAACAAUGACAAAAUCCUGAGAAAGUUUCCAGGUCGCCAGGAUGUGGUAGUGAGGCUGGGCUAUGCUAUGGGCAAUGCUGUCGCCAAAAGUAACUCUGCCAGGAUCAAGUUGUACCAAGAACCAGAUGCGCUGAAAGUAAUUUUGGAUCUGAUGGAAUCCUAUUUAGAGAAAGAUCUACAAGAAUCGAUGAGUGAGGAUAUCAACGGAAAUAACACCAAUCUGCAGCAACAGAUAGGUUCUGAUGGAUCUGUAGAGGAUGUACUGAUUA